This is a messenger RNA of Gloeophyllum trabeum ATCC 11539, 1252 nucleotides long. RefSeq lists its product as uncharacterized. Bases 43 to 600 code for a protein of 185 amino acids. NCBI's taxonomy places the organism in Eukaryota, Fungi, Basidiomycota, Agaricomycetes, Gloeophyllales, Gloeophyllaceae. The transcript has 2 exons. The record is from RefSeq and is a predicted model, not a curated record.
GGGCGGGGGGCUGCUCGGGAUGACGAGGAUGAUGGGAGCGGGAUGGGGUGGGUGAAGAAGAGAAGGGAGAAGAGGGAGAGAGAACGUAAGGAGCAGGAGGAGCGAGAGAGGGCGGAGAGGGAGAAGGCGAACCCGGAGAUUCGGGUGUCGGCGCCGCAGGAGGAGGUGGAGAGUAAGGAGGAAGAGAAACCAGUCGAAGUGGUCGCUGAGAAGGACGCGCCGGUGGAUGAGGAGGAGGAGGAGGCACCGCAGGUUGUGGCGGAGAAGGAGGAGCCGGAGCAUGUGUACACGACCGUCGCUGUGCCCGUGGUGCAGGCGCACCCGCACCCGUCCCGCACGCACUCGCACUCGGAGGAGGAGCGGGAGCGCGCCAAGUCGCCGCCUGCGCUGAUGACGCCCUCGGCGAACGAGGACGAGGAAGACGACGACGAGGAGGAGAGCCCGCGCAGUGAGGAGGCGAGCGCGGAAGGCAUUCCUGAGGAGGAUGAGGAUGAGGAAGACGAGGAUGAAGAGGAAGAGGAGAGGCGGCGCGUGACUGCGCUCGGUGCGGGCUUGGAGAAGGUCAGCCGGCACAAGGAGGCGGACGAGCGGGAGCGGUAGGGGUCGCGUCCCCUACCCUCCCUUCCCCUGCUCUUUUCUCUUUGCGGCGAAGGAGCGGUUUUGGGUCGUCAGGAUCCAACGUCGCCGCAUAGCCUGCUCAGGACAGGCUGUACAUAUCAAACUAGGCCGCUCCGACCGGUCCAGCAAACUGGGCCCCCUUACUGGCCGCGCCAGUGUCUAGCUGGGCUUAUCGGUCGUGGGGGCCUUGUAUAUAACGAAAAUCCCGCCGCUCGGCAUCCCCGCCACAUCCUGUCUAUAUCCUCCCGUCUCCACUGCUUGGUGUUAAUCGCUUUCGUCGCUGCUCCGGCUUCUCGUGCAAUGUACAACAAUUUCGCACAACCCAUGCACGCAUUCACGUUUCAUCGCAACUCAACUCAAUCCCGCCAUUGGUACUACUUUUCGUUUAAUCGGGGUCUUGGGUGCUAUAUCGUCCGUCUUCUCCGCUCUAUUUCUUUUGUCUCUACCUUAUUGUAUUCACCGUACACAUACGACAGCCGCCUUUUGUGAUUGAUUUAUUGCGCUUCAGAACGUAUAUAUUCGUUAGUUGUACUCGUAGGAUUUUCGGCUGGGUGUACGUUAGGUGCUCCCUGCUCUUGUGCAUAGUGGUUUCGAUGUAGGGCGUGGCAAUGAUUAUACGUCCCGGUUUGUCUUG